Messenger RNA from Ictidomys tridecemlineatus (thirteen-lined ground squirrel), 3861 nucleotides. Its product is annotated as zinc-alpha-2-glycoprotein-like. Gene Ontology annotation, cellular component: external side of plasma membrane. Lineage: Eukaryota; Metazoa; Chordata; Mammalia; Rodentia; Sciuridae. Gene Ontology annotation, biological process: immune response. The record is from RefSeq and is a predicted model, not a curated record.
GAUUGGCCAGGAGAUCCCACUGAUUGACAGGCGUUUCCAUCAGAGCCUGAUUUAUGUUCGCAUGAGUUGUCUGGUGCUUUGUUCCUAAGUCACUGCCACCCACCUGACACAACCGAUGGCCCAUUCAAGUGGCCUCAAGUGGCCUGGGAUGUGAUCAUGCUCCCCUUCUGUCCUAGAGACAGGCCUGACCAAGGUCCCAGAUCCCAGGAUUUUACCUGUAUCCUGAUGAUUGUGCAGCUAUUGGUCCAACUCUCCAAGGAGUAGGUGGCAAUGGCUGCUGGGAAGGAACAGGUCCCCCAGGUAAAGGAAAUCCCAAACUAUCCGGUGUCACCAUCUCCUUCGACUUGAGGGGCACAAAGGGCCAGCAUGAUUGUCACUUCCCAGUCAGGGAACCGAAAUAUUGCGGGAAACAAAGUAUCAACAAGCAGCCAGCAGCACUGGGAGAGGAGGAGAACUCCAAACUUUAUUUACACCAACAGGCCUCCCCAAAACCCCCAAAACUACAAAUCCUGAGCCCUGACCCACAGUUUCUCAUAAUCUUAUAAGUUGUUUGAUGUCAUCUUAGACCCAUCCUAUCACUGGGGCUUUUUUCUCUUAAAAAAAAAAAAAAAUCCUAAUCUGUGUGGCUGAAGGCCUUGUGCAGGGUCUCUAAAUGAAGCAUGCUGACAGAAACAGGUAAGAAGAAAGGGCUCUUUUCACAGGCAUCUAUUAUAUUUCAAGGGGAAGUAGUCAGAAUCCCAGGGCAGAUAUUUACAACCCAAAAGGUAGGGACCCAAAGUUAAUUAGACUUCCUAGAGGGGAGUGGAACUAAUUCCUUUCCCAGGCCUUGGUUUCUUACCAUAAGGUUUUUGUAAUUUCAUUUCACAAGCGGGUCUGGUUUUGCCAUCACACCUGGGCUUGGCCCUGACUGUCUUCCCCCAUAUUUUACAUCUUCUUCCCUCUGUGUGUGUUCGUCACCAUGUUCAAAUCUCACCUUUUUAUAAAGACAUCAGUUAUGUUGGAUUAAGACCCACUGUAAUGACUUCAUUUUUAACUUUAUUCAGCAAAGGACCUAUUUACAAAUAAGUUUAUACCCAGAAAGAUGAGGAAUUAGGACUCCAGUUUAUCUUUUCUGGGGGGAUGAAACUAACCUAUAUGACUCACAAAAACUUGCAUUCCAGGAAUUAUGUUAUCUUCUGGGGCACCAGAGCAUUAUAGUUCUGUGUGAGUGAUCAGGUAUGAUUUAGACACCUCAUAAAAAGAGAAGGAAUAGUUAUUUUAUCCACAUUUCUGUUCUUGCUAUUUUUCAUUCCUUCUUGCUGAUGUGCCAAGAUGCUUUCUCUUACCAUUCUUUCUCUUUCCACUGCUAGCUCAGUGGUGCAUCACAAGGAAGCAUCUUUACCCACCAACUUGCUUAAACUCUCCUACUCUCUGUAUUUCAGUCGGUUUGGGAUGCAUCCUGGGAACGUGAAUGUAUGACAGACUCCCAGAUGCUGAUGCUUCUUGGUCUAUGUUAGGGUAGCUGGUGCAAAUAUCCAAGAGAGACACAUCUUUGAGUUCAAGCAAAGGUUUAUUAGCAGAGAGUAUCCACUAGGCUGUCCUUCUGCCAGGCACAGUCACUUCAAUAGAGAUUUUUACAUCUUUUUAAAACAAGGAACAGGAGCAAUCUGGAAAUGACCUUGGGUGCAGGUGGCUGGGUAAGGAUAGAUCUUUGUAUUUAGAGACCCUGUAGGGGAGGGGUUAUAGGAACAGGGUAUCUUAAGUUUCUUUUUCUUGGUUGUUUAUAAGUUUUAGUUCUGAGUCCCAGAACCAAAAUGGAGUUACUAAUGUAUAGGGACCUAACAGUCUGUGGGCACCAUUUUGAUUUCUCCUGCUUCACAGUUUGUACAAGAGCACAGCAGCCUGGAUACCAGCAGCAGACCUGCAGGUCCCUGCCUGUCAAAAAUUUUACUUGACUUACCCAGCUCCCAGCAGGGAAUUCUCAACUGCACUAUGACAUGGCUUCCACUGCUUCUCCUCUUCUCCUUUCUUGGCUCUUCACAGAGCUAUGCCUGUCUGGAAGACCCAGAAGAGUCAUCUUCCCUCCACAUUCUCUACACUACCAUAGCUCCAUUGGUCAAAUACAAUACUGAGACGAAGGCCCUUGCAUAUGUGAACAAUCAGCUCUUUCUGAAAUUCGACAGUAGGAACCAGAGCAUUCAACACUGGGGUCUGUGGGAGACGCUGGAAAGUUCCAUGGAGUGGAGAGAGUUGGUACAGAAUGUGAAACUCUUUGGGAGGGAAUCCUUGGUGUUGCUGUGGGACAUGAAGCAGCGCAGCCAGCAGCCUGGGCCUCAUAUUUUGCAGAUGGCUCUGGGCUGUGACCUCAAGGAGAAUGGCAACUUCAAGAGCUUCUGGAAAUACAGCUACGAGGGACAGGACUACCUCACAUUCCAGCCAGCAACACUCUGCUGGAAGGCUGAUGCUCCUGAGGCCCAAAGCAUGGCACAGAGUUUGAGGAAGGAUAGAGACUUGGCUCGGCAUCAUGGUGCCUUUAUCAAUGGUGACUGUCAGCACUAUCUUCAGAAGUACCCAGGACCUGGGAAGAAAGCUUUGGUGCCAUCAGAGUCUCCUUCAGUGUCUGUGACCAGCCGUCAGAGCUCUUCCUGGGAAACAGUGCUGCAGUGCCAAGACCUGUGCUUCUUCCCUUGUGCUAACGUGCUGAGCUUGUGGAGGGGCCAGGAAGCCCUGCCCUUGGUCCACAGUGGGUGUCGGCUGAAUGGAAAUGGAACCUGUCAGUGCUGGGUGAAUGUGACUGUCCCUAGAGGAGAAGAAGCCAUGUACUCCUGCCAUGCUGAGCAUGGAGGCCUGAAGGAGCCCCUCAUCAUCAAGUGGGACUUCUCAUCUGACUCUACACGCCCACAACCCUCUGCUUGGGUGUUCAUUUUGGCAGGUGUUUGGACCAUACUUGGCAUUGCAGGUCUCUGGGAAAAGCUAAUCUAAUCAGGUAAAGAAAGAUGGGGUUUAUUGUCUACUACCGAGUCAGCGGCUGCAGUCCUUGGUUCCAAUCUCCCAUUGUGGAGUAAGCACUCAGCCCUGGCCACUUACUUGUUCAGGAAUAGGGUAUUGAAGGUCUUUAAUUCUCCAGGAACAACAUCUACAAAAAGGAAGGAAAGAAAAAGAGAGGAGAGAAGAAGAGGGGGAAAGUAUUUUACAUACUCCUCCUGUUCCUAUCUCUCACUUUUCAUCCACUCUUGCAGGAAACCUUCUUAAUGAGCCAAAUGGGUAUUUUUGGUUAAAAGUGUUAUUCUCAAAGUAUAUUCUACACAUGCAUUUUUCAUUCACUAACUUAAUGUUCUGUGGACUCUUCUAAGUGACUGGGUGGAUAUUGACUCUACUGCUUACCACUCCAUGCAGUGCAAUUGAUCCAUUUUACCUCUCCAUUCUCCAUGAAGGAUGCCAAUCUUCCCACUUCUUGUCAUAGCAGGUGGGGAGAGGGUAGCAAAUGCAGAGGGUAUGCCUCCUUUGUUAUUAUUUGUCCUGUUAGGAUUUAGAUAUGAAGUGUCCCCCCAAAAACUCAUUUGCUGGAAACAUGACCCAUAACAUAGCAAUGGUCAGAGAUGAAAAGAUUGGAAUAAGAGAGCUGUAACUGCAUGAGUGGAUUAAUCCAUUUGAUCACUUGAAUCUUUGAAUGGACUAUUAGGUGGUAACUGUAGGCAGGUUGGUCAUGGUAGGAGGAGGUAGGUCACUCAGGGCAUGUGAUUGGGGAUUGAUUAUAUCUUGAGGAGCAGGGCCCUCCUCGUGCUCCCUCUCUGCUUCCCUGCCCCCAUGAGCUGACAGCUUUCCUCCACCACACCCUUCUACCAUGACCUUCUGCCUCACCUCAUGCCCAGAACAAUAGGC